Messenger RNA from Dicentrarchus labrax (European seabass), 663 nucleotides. It is a transcript of the gene rpl12, whose product is annotated as ribosomal protein L12. The transcript has 6 exons. Gene Ontology annotation, molecular function: large ribosomal subunit rRNA binding; structural constituent of ribosome. The record is from RefSeq and is a predicted model, not a curated record. The coding region runs from base 131 to 628 and encodes 165 amino acids. Lineage: Eukaryota; Metazoa; Chordata; Actinopteri; Moronidae. Gene Ontology annotation, biological process: translation. Gene Ontology annotation, cellular component: ribosome; cytosolic large ribosomal subunit.
CUCCGCGGCCGCCGCGCUCUCUCUUCUCUUUCUCCCGUUACCGGUGAAGGUGCAACAGUAAAUCGGUCGUCCCGAGCCCGGGUUCAUCCGACACCCUCACCAAGCUGAGCUCAGCCUAUACAGCAGCAACAUGCCUCCCAAAUUCGACCCCAGCGAGAUUAAAGUCGUGUACAUGAGGUGCACAGGAGGAGAGGUUGGAGCCACCUCCGCCCUCGCCCCCAAAAUCGGACCUCUGGGUCUGUCUCCCAAGAAAGUUGGUGACGACAUUGCCAAGGCCACCGGUGACUGGAAGGGUCUGAGGAUCACCGUGAAGCUGACCAUCCAGAACAGACAGGCAGUGGUCGAGGUCGUUCCCUCUGCGUCCGCUCUGAUCAUCAAGGCUCUGAAGGAGCCUCCUCGUGACAGGAAGAAGGUCAAGAACAUCAAGCACAGCGGAAGCGUGACCUUCGAUGAGAUUGUGGGCGUCGCUCGCGUCAUGAGGCAUCGCUCCAUCGCCAGAGAGCUCUCCGGAACCAUCAAAGAGAUCCUGGGAACCGCUCAGUCCGUCGGCUGCACCAUCGAUGGGCGUCCUCCCCAUGAUGUCAUCGAUGACAUCAACAGCGGCAAGGUUGAGUGUCCGUCUGAGUAAACGGAGGACAUCAAUAAAAGUUCAUAAAAACUAAA